This is a messenger RNA of Cercospora beticola, 7301 nucleotides long. RefSeq names its product type I polyketide synthase (gene PKS1). Gene Ontology annotation, molecular function: 3-oxoacyl-[acyl-carrier-protein] synthase activity; phosphopantetheine binding; fatty acid synthase activity. Lineage: Eukaryota; Fungi; Ascomycota; Dothideomycetes; Mycosphaerellales; Mycosphaerellaceae. The record is from RefSeq and is a predicted model, not a curated record. Gene Ontology annotation, biological process: DIM/DIP cell wall layer assembly; fatty acid biosynthetic process. Gene Ontology annotation, cellular component: cytoplasm; plasma membrane.
AUAGACUGUGCGUUGGUUGCUGGACUCUGUUUACUUUAAUCGACAGCUCGCGCUCCGAACUCUCUCCAAAGCAUCAUCGCCAUUCGUGUCUAGCCAGCACGACUGAGCAUUUGCGGAUUGAUAUCCAGUAAUCGAAACAACGACCAUCAACGACCAUCUUCAUCGACAAACGAAACGGAAUACCCCUCCAAGCCACAAUCGAAUAACGAACAUAUCGACGAACAACAUCAACAACGAACAAGAUGUCGAACGUCCUCCUGUUUGGCGAUCAGACCGCCGAGCAAUAUCCUCUCCUCCACAAAGUCACUCUACACCGCGACAAUGUCCUUGUCAGCAACUUCGUGCAGCGAUGUGCCCUCGCUCUGAGAGAGGAAACACGGGCACUGCCACGCAGCCAAAGAAAUUCUAUGCCAGACUUCCUGACCUUGACAAGCCUGGUCGAAGCCUACUAUCAAAAGGGCGAGAAAGUGCCUAUGCUGGAAUCUGCGCUCGUUACAAUAGCUCAGCUUGGACACUACAUCGGAUACUUCUCGGAGCACCCAGAUGAGCUCCCAGCCACAUCCGACACCCGCGUUCUCGGACUCUGCACUGGACUACUCGCUGCAUCCGCCGUCAUUUCUGCAAAGACUAUCGAUGAAUUGGUGUCUCUCGGCGUGGACUUUGUUCGUAUUGCUUUCCGCUCCGGAGCAGCAGUCGACAGCGUCCGCUCUGUGCUCGCUCAACCAGGCCAAGAGAAGACGCCUUGGUCUACGAUCGUCACAGGCACCACCCAAGAUGAGGCCAACAAGGCGUUGUCGGCUUUCCAUGAAGAGAAGGCGAUCCCACAAUCCAAUCAAGCCUACGUGAGCGCCGUCUCAGUCAUGGCCAUCACUGUCUCUGGACCUCCGACCACGCUAGAACGUUUCUUCAAGGAAGGUGCCUUGGCAGAGAACAAUCGUGUCGCAAUCCCUGUCUAUGGUCCUUACCAUGCUCAGCAUCUCUUCAACGAUGCUGACCUUGAAAGGAUCUUGUUCGGCAAUGUUGGACAGGAGCUGAAGAAGCGCGUUCCCUCCGCGCUCGUGCACUCUGCAGCUACAGGCAAGCCCAUGGUCGCUGAGAACUCUUUCGAGCUCGCCAAACUUGCUCUGGGCGAAAUGUUGCAGCACCCGGUCCGCUGGGACCACUUGCUGGAAGAGGUUGUUUCUCAAAUGGCCGCCAGCAAGUUGCCUGCCAAGAUCUACGCCCUCGGUGUCAGCAACAUCUCGAACAGUCUCAUCUCCGCUCUCAAGGCAGGUGGCAAGACUGAUGUCUCCGUCAUUGACCAAUCUGCGUUCACAGAAUCCACUGAAUACAAUGGACGCACCCAAAAUGACAAGAUUGCGAUCGUGGGUAUGGCUGGACGUUUCCCCAACUCCGCCAAUCACGAAGCGCUUUGGGACCUGCUCAUGAAGGGUCUCGAUGUCCACCGCAAGAUUCCCUCAGACCGUUUCGAUGCCGAUGCCCACUGCGAUCCAUCGGGCAAGGGCAAGAACAAGUCUCACACCCCGUUUGGAUGCUUCAUUGAUGAGCCAGGUCUCUUCGACCCGCGAUUCUUCAACAUGUCGCCGCGUGAAGCCGCACAGACUGAUCCUAUGGGCCGUCUCGCCCUAGUUACUGCCUACGAGGCCCUCGAAAUGUCUGGAUACGUUGCGAACCGAACGCCAUCGACCAAGCUCAACCGCAUUGGUACCUUCUACGGCCAAACAUCUGAUGAUUGGCGUGAGAUCAAUGCCGCAGAAAACGUGGACACCUACUUCAUCACGGGUGGUGUGCGCGCUUUUGCACCAGGUCGUAUCAACUACUAUUUCAAAUUCAGCGGACCUUCGUACUCUAUCGACACUGCCUGUUCGUCCUCGCUCGCGGCUAUCCAGCUCGCUUGUACAUCUCUCUGGGCUGGAGAUUGCGACACUGCUUGUGCUGGUGGUCUCAACGUCCUGACCAACCCCGACAUUUUCUCUGGUCUCUCGAAGGGACAAUUCUUGUCGAAGACCGGGUCUUGCAAGACGUACGACAACGAUGCUGAUGGGUACUGCCGUGGCGAUGCUUGCGGAACUGUUAUCCUGAAGCGCUACCAAGAUGCGGUUGCAGACAAGGACAACAUCCUCGGAUGCAUCCUCGGCGCUGCCACGAACCACUCCGCGGAGGCCGUCUCGAUUACUCACCCACACGCUGGCGCACAAGAAUUCCUGUACAAGCAGGUGCUUGCCAAUGCUGGCGUUGACGCUCACGAGAUCAGCUAUGUCGAGAUGCACGGCACUGGUACGCAAGCCGGUGACGGUAUCGAAAUGACUUCUGUCACGAACGUCUUUGCUCCUCGUCACCGCCAGCGUCGUCCUGACCAGCCAGUCAACCUCGGUGCCAUCAAGGCCAACGUUGGCCACGCUGAGGCUGCUUCGGGUAUCAACUCCCUCGUCAAGGUUCUGCUCAUGAUGAAGAACGAUAAGAUUCCAGCCAACGUCGGUAUCAAGGGUGAGAUGAACAAGACAUUCCCUGCCGAUUUGAAGGACCGCAACGUUCAGAUCUCGCAAACCGCAGUCGAUUGGCCACGAAAGAGCGCCGCGCCUCGCAAGGUAUUCCUCAACAACUUCAGUGCCGCUGGUGGUAACACCGCCCUGCUGAUCGAGGAUGGACCCCUCCGCGAGGCACCGACUGUCGUCGACCCGCGUGGCACUCUGCCAAUCACUGUCUCCGCCCGUUCUAUCGGUUCUCUGAAGCGUAACUUGGAGAACUACCAGUACUUCAUCAAGCAGAACCCGAGUACGACACUCACAUCCUUCUCGUACACCACAACUGCUCGUCGCAUCCAGCACAACUACCGCGUCGCGUUCUCGCUCGCCGACAUUGGCAAAGUCAUCGAAUCUCUGCAGGGUCAGGUCAAGGAGACUUACAGCCCUGUCCCUAUGGUGCCAACGAGAGUUUCCUUCUGCUUCACUGGCCAGGGCUCGCAAUAUACUGGACUUGGACAGAAGUUGUACCAAGACCUGAAGAGCUUCCGAGACGACAUUGAUCAGCUGGAUCAGCUGGCCCGCAUCCAAGGUCUGCCAUCUUUCCUGGAGCUCCUAGAUGGCACUGAUGUUGCUACUCUAUCUCCAGUCAAGGUGCAGCUCGGAAUGGCCUGCAUCCAAGUCGCACUCGCUCGCAUGUGGGCCUCCUGGGGUAUCACACCAGCUGCCGUGAUCGGUCACAGUCUGGGUGAAUACGCUGCUCUCCAUGUUGCUGGUGUCAUCUCGGCCUCUGACAUGAUCCUGUUGGUGGGACGUCGUGCCGAGCUUCUCGUCCGCGAUUGCACCCCUCACACACAUGGCAUGCUCGCAGUCAAGGGUAGCGCGGACGCCAUACGCACUGCACUAGGAACCAAGAUGACUGAGAUUGCUUGCAUCAACGGUCCAGAAGAGACUGUCCUGUGCGGAAGUGGCGAUGUCGUCGCUACCGCAAGCGAGAUCCUCGCCCGCUGCGGCUUCAAGGCCACGAAGCUCAACGUGCCAUUUGCAUUCCACUCUGCACAGGUCGACCCCAUUCUGGAGCAGUUCAAGAAGGUCGCCUCCGCUGUAACCUUCAACAAGCCUAUUGUUCCUGUGCUGUCCCCCUUGGCAGGCGAGAUCAUUCGCGAAGAAGGCAUCAUCAACCCAGAGUACCUCGCCCGCCACGCUCGCGAGACUGUCAACUUCUGGUCUGCUCUCAUCAGCGGCCAGAGCGCUAACGUUUUCGACGAGAAGACUGCUUGGCUCGAGAUUGGUGCUCACCCAGUGUGCUCUGGCAUGGUCAAGGCUUCCAUUGGUGCUACCGUGGCCGCUCCAUCGCUACGCCGUGGCGAGGACGCUUGGAAAACCAUUUCCAACAGCGUCUGCCAGUUGUACACUGCAGGAGUCAGCAUCAACUUUGAUGAAUUCCAUCGCGAGUUCAACGAUGCUCAGGAGCUUCUCACUCUGCCAACGUACUCAUUCGACAACAAGAAGUAUUGGCUCGACUACCACAACAACUGGACUCUCACCAAGGGUGAGGCUCCACAAGUCCGAGAGGUCAUUCGCGAGAAGGAAGUCGCUGUUGCUGCAACUGUUGCGGAGGUACCAGUGAAGCGAUUGUCUACUUCUUGCCAGAAAGUCAUCAGCGAGGAGUUCAACAGCACCAGUGCCAAGGUCGUCAUUCGAUCGAGCCUGGCAGACCCCAAGCUUUACCCAGUGGUCUGUGGGCACAUGGUCAACAACGCUGCUCUCUGCCCAUCAUCGCUGUAUGCUGACAUGGCUUUGACCGUUGGUGACUACAUCUGGAAGGAGAUGCGCCCAGGCACCGAAGCACCUGGCAUCAACGUGUGCAACAUGGAGGUUCCAAAGCCUUUGAUCGCCCAGAUCCCUCAACCUGCUCAAGGCCAGCACGUGGAAAUGGAAGCCGUGGCCGACCUCGAAAAGGGCAGCUUGAAGGUCAACUUCCGCAGCGUACAGCCAGAUGGCAAGAAGAUCCAAGACCACGCUCACUGCAUUGUGCGCUACGAAGACAAGGCUGCCUGGGCUGAUGAGUGGUCUCGCUACAACUUCAUGGUCAAGGCUCAGAUUGACAUGCUCACUCACAAGACCAUGAACGGAGGUGCCCACAAGGUUCAGCGCGGAAUGGCAUACAAACUCUUCAAAGCACUGGUCAACUACGACUCCAAAUACCGUGCCAUGGCAGAGGUUGUCCUGGAUGGUGCCAACACCGAGGCAUCUGCUCAGCUGGACUUCCCCACCAAGCCGGACGAUGGAGACUUCUACUGCCCUCCUUACCACAUUGAUGGCUCCUGCCACAUCUCAGGCUUCAUCGUCAACGCUUCCGACUUGCUCGACUCGGAGCAGAACGUCUACGUCUCACAUGGCUGGGGCGCGAUGAAGUUCAGCAAGCCGUUGACAGCUGGCAUGCGCCUCCGCAACUACGUUCGCAUGAUCCCGCAGCCAAACAACAUCAGCAAAGGAGACGUUUAUAUCCUUGAGGGCGACGAAAUUGUCGCAGUCUGCGAAGGCAUCAAGUUCCAGCAGAUCCCCCGUCGUGUUCUGAACACCUUCUUGCCACCAAACAAGGGCUCUGCUGCCACUCAAGCUCCAGCAUCCGCUGCGCCCAAGCCUGUCGCUCGUCCUGCAAUGACAAGAGCACCCGCAGCCGCCUUAAUUAGCCUUGCACCUGCUCCAGCAACCAAGGUAGCAGCUCCAGUUCCUGUCUCGGCACCAGCGCCAGCUCCACGUGCGGCCAAGCCCAAGAAGGUGGCUGCGCCCAAGAAGCUAUCUGGUGGACUUGUGGACAAGAUUAUGCAAAUCUUGGCCAAAGAAACCGAAGUGGACAUCGCCGAAUUGGUUGACGACGCUCAUUUUGAGAAUCUUGGUGUUGACUCCCUUCUAUCGCUCACCAUCUCUGCAAUUUUCCGAGAGGAACUAGAUCUAGAGAUCAGCUCAUCCCUCUUCACCGAUUACCCAAGUGUAGGAGAGAUGAAGAAGUACUUUGCCACGCUCGACACUUCGAGCGGCAGUGAGAGCGGUGGCAGUGUCAGUAGCAGUGCUCACGACGACGAUGAUGAUUCCGACGACGAAUCUAUCUCUGCCACUGAUGUGCCAACUCCUCUCGAAGACAUCUCGACCCCAGCCUCUUCAGCUCCUUCGGUUGCGGGCAAGGCAGAGCCAGACUCACCAGCACGUGACACUCUGGCCGACGUUGGAGAUGUUUCGCUCGCGCGCCAUGUCGUCGCUCAGGAAAUGGGAGUCGACAUUGAGGAAAUCACCGACGACGCCGAUCUAUCUGAGCUCGGCAUGGACAGUCUAAUGAGCUUGACGAUUCUUGGUGAGCUUCGUGAGAAGACCAACAUCGAUCUGCCAAGCACAUUUCUCUCGACCAACCCGACCAUCAAGGAUAUCGAGAACGCUCUCGGUAUGCGCCCCGCACCCAAAGUCGUAGCACGACCAUCGGCGAAGACUUCAACGCAGACUGACAUGAACGAGGUGUCUGCUAGGCUAGCCGCCAUCAACAGAACCGAUAUCUCCCGCUACCCCGCUGCGACUUCCGUGCUCCUGCAAGGCAACGCAAAGACCGCCACCAAGAAGAUCUUCUUCCUGCCAGAUGGCUCCGGGUCUGCCACCAGCUACGUCAGCAUCCCCAACCUCGGCUCAGAUGUCGCUGCCUACGGACUCAACUGCCCAUUUAUGAAGAACCCUGACCAAUGGGACUGCGGAAUCGAAAUCGCCUCGUUGAUCUACCUCGCCGAGAUCAAGCGUCGUCAGACCAAGGGACCUUACGUUAUCGGCGGCUGGUCUGCAGGAGGUGUGAUCGCAUACGCAGUGGCGCAAGCACUUCUCGCAGCUGGUGAGAAGGUUGAGAAACUCUUGCUUCUCGACUCUCCUUGCCCCGUCAACCUUGAUCCUCUUCCCACCCGCUUGCACGUAUUCUUCAACGAGAUCGGACUCCUCGGCACCGGUGACCCGACCAAGACACCAAAGUGGCUGCUUCCUCACUUCUCAGCUGCGAUCAAAUCGCUCUCCGCCUACGAUCCUAAGCCUUCGCUUGGUGAACUUCCAACUUACGCCAUCUGGUGCACAGAUGGUGUUGCCGGCAACCCAGGUGACCCACGCCCACCGCCAGCUGAGGAUGAGGAUCCAGCUCCAAUGAAGUGGCUGCUCAACCACCGCACCGACUUUGGUGACAAUGGCUGGGCACAGCUCUGCACCGGACCUUUCAAGAACGGUGUCAUGGGCGGCCACCACUUCAGCAUGAUGAAGGAGCCGCACGCAAAGGACCUUGGCAAGCUGAUCCGCGAGGGACUCGACUGGAAGCCCUAGAUGACGGAACGCUCGUACUCGCUUUGAGAAGCUCUAUGGAUACCUAGGGAACAUGACUUGCCUUGGCCGGCAACGAUCGUUUCGUGGAAUUCAUCACCUCCAAGCGAAUUCGGCGUGCUACCGACACAACGCAAAAUUGAACAAUAAUAGACGGAUAUAGAAGGAUGCUCGGAUUGCAAGUGUUUGUAUAUUUGACUGGCAUAGCGAGAGCGGUGGCAUUGGCGUGCAGCGUGCUUUUGGGUGGGAUAAUUGGUUAGAUGCUAACAUGAAUACUACGGCUGACUAUCUUCAAAGUCGUCGCUGCUGGAGAUGGCGCGUUGGAUGCGAAGAGCUGGCUACUUGAGUGUCUAUAUAGUCUAUUGAAAGCAGUUGAUGACAAUUUGUGCCCUCUCUUCCUCACUUGAUCAUGUUCAUUUCGCAGCACACUGACUUUCCUCUUCGCAAAUUGAUCGUCGUUGUUGCUCUUGUCAGGUACCCGAAUGGAUCUCCACU